Messenger RNA from Anastrepha ludens (Mexican fruit fly), 1409 nucleotides. RefSeq lists its product as uncharacterized. Bases 98 to 1285 code for a protein of 395 amino acids. The transcript is spliced from 2 exons. The record is from RefSeq and is a predicted model, not a curated record. NCBI's taxonomy places the organism in Eukaryota, Metazoa, Arthropoda, Insecta, Diptera, Tephritidae.
CUUAAAAUAAGUAGCAAGGUGGAUUCGCCUUGAUAAGUAGGUAAUGUUAAUUUGAAUUCACAGCUGCUAGCAUCGAUUUUAAAACGUCGCUUCCGAAAUGCAACAGGCAACAAAUAAGAAAAAGUCGAAUUGCUUGCGGUGGUCAGAUAAUGUUUUCGAUAAAAUCUAUUGGUUGCCGUUGGUACGCUAUAAACGUCCGAAUGCAAGUGAAUUGCAGCAAGCAUCAGAAUUUUUCAUUUACCAUUACGUGCAUGGUACAGGAGAAGUGGUGGAUUGGCAAAAUACGUUGAAUACUUUAUUGCUCGGUCUGAAAGUAGGCAACUGUGACUGUUAUGCAUACGUACUCGCCAAUGAAGAUGAAAGAAAAGUGGCAGAGCCCGAAAUUCAGCUACCAUGGAAUCAAACGACUUAUAAAGUUGAAUGUCGUAGUUUAGGCACAGUUGGUGAUGAUGCACCAUUACAUGCUUGGAUGCACUGGUGUCGUCGAGAGCUUGGCGAAAACUUUGCACAAUUAGCAAAUUAUUUAGGAGUUAUAAGCCUUUUCCUCUGUGGACUAAUUGUUGGUAAAACAAUUUUCGAACGGAAUUUUCGCAAAAUUGAUAAAUUAAUGAGGAAUGCAUUUGAAUAUAAAUUCAAUAUCGGAAAUACGACGCCAAUUCCUAACAAAGCACUUUUUCGAACGCUUUCUAUAGUCUUGGAUACCUCCCAGCCAUUCGCCAAAGAGGUGGUGUGCAGACUAACACAACAGCGCCUGCAACUUCAGCAGCAGAAACAACAACAGCAUUUAAAGGAACCGCAGCAAGAAUUGCAUGACACAAUUAUCGAAAUUCAAAGUGUUGCUGGCUACAGAAGUUUCGAGAAAUAUGGCGCCGGCUUGUGGCAUUGGUUUUGUUUGGCAAAAGAAAAGCUAGGCAUAAGUGAUAAAAAUUUACUCGAAAUGCUUAGUGUUAUUGGUGAUUUCAACGAAUCUGUCGCAGUAUUGCAAGAUUUUGCAGACUACAUUUCGAAGGCGGAUAUUCGUACUUGGCGGAUCGCUCGGCUUUUGAGGAAGACUGCCUUCGGGAGUUUAGAUUUGUAUAGUGCUGCUAAUUUGCUAACAUUUGGUGUUUUUGUUGCUAUUGUUAGUGAUGAAGACUUUGAUACUUGUAAAAACAAAAAUUCUGUAUUUGCUAGAUUGAAGGAAUUAGGGCAAGAGGGUAAAGCAAUAAGUGUAGGUCGGUCUUUGUUAGAUGCGACUCAGCGUGAAAGAAAACAUAAAAUUAAUAAAAAUAUUAAGGUAGCUUAGCUCUUUUAUAUUAAGUUAAUCUAUAAUUUUAAUUAUAUUUUAUUUAAUUAUAAUAAUAAUAAUAAAAAGAAAUAGGAUUUCUCAUAAUAAAUAUUUGUUUUUAAUUUUCAGUAUCGACAUUUUU